AUGGACAUCAAUCCGGUUCUGUUCGGUGUCCUCGACGUUGAAGUACAGCAGCAGCAGGGCGUUUAUGACAAUGUUUGCUUCGGGAAAACUAUGUGGCUCGCUGAGUCGCCGAGCAAGGAUCAGUUGAAGUGUAGAGAGUGUGGGGAGGUGUGUUCUCUUCUAGUGCAAAUCUACUGCCCGUUUCCAGGCGCGCCGAGCAGUCAGCAUCGAAAGAUCUUCAUCGCAGUUUGUCCUACUCACCACAAGUGUGCAUCUGGUUGGAAAGUGAUCAGACAGCUGAGGACUGAAGAACCGGCACAAGUAAUCGCCCAAGAUGCAGUUUUCGGCGAUGACGGUGAUGAUGACUGGGGAGUAGAGGAAAACGAGGAUGAAGCGGUAUCCUGGGCGGCCACACAGAUGCAGGGCCUUUCGAUCGCAAAUCAAAAUUCGUCCGCAAUGGAGAAGGAAGAAAAAAGAGAAUCAUCAAGCUUCAAGACGAUAAAAGAAGGCCUCUUCAUUGAAGUUUAUGAAGCAGAAUCGUCAGAGCAGAAUUACGCACACGAAAAUGAACUUUAUCAAAAGUAUAUGCUGGAGGAAACGAUGGGAGGGACGAAUCAAGCUGCGAUGGAGUCAAAUACCACAUCCGAUGAGAUGGAAACGGACGAUGAGGAAGACGAAGAUGAAGUGGUACAGGAGUUUCUCGAGGGGCUGCGUCAGCAACCAAGCCAAAUCUUACGAUACCAGGUGAUGGGAAAGCCGCUCAGUUUGGAUCCGCAGCAAUACAGUAACGGAGCGGCUGUGCCAAGAUGUGAUACGUGUGGAGCAAGCAGGGGAUUCGAACUACAGCUCAUGCCGAGGCUUGGAGACAUUCUAGGAGCGAAUUUUUCGAUUGGCACUGUUCAGAUCUUUACUUGUUCAAGGAACUGUUCGCUCGAGCAAAACUCGUUUGAGCAUGUCGUGAUUCAAGAUGAGCCCGACUCGGCCAAGUUCAAAUAA
Molecule: messenger RNA, 975 nt
Organism: Oikopleura dioica
Lineage: Eukaryota; Metazoa; Chordata; Appendicularia; Copelata; Oikopleuridae
Source: the annotation of a GenBank genome assembly